AUGAACAUCUUUUUCCUCCUAGUGAGCUGCCUUAUGUUCGCCUUUGUGCCUGUCUUCUGGAAAAAAGUUUCUGUUGCAAGUGAAGUGCUUUUAGAUAAAGAUCAAAGACAGGGUCCAUAUGUAGACCCGCUGGACUGCCCAAGAAAUAGAAACAGUGUCAAAAUGUCAUCAAAUUCGACUUCUCUUGCACUAGUAAGAACUACUGGGUAAACUAAGAGCAACAGUAAUAAGAGUUUUCCAGUUAACAGCUUCUCUUGGGAUAUUUUAAAUAAUUUCCCAAACUCCAUAGCCAUGCAGAAGCGGAUAUUGAUAAGCCUCAGUAUCACGGAAUACAAGCUGGCUGAAUUGGAACAUAUUGUAGUUACCAAAGGUUUAAAUGGUGCAUUAGUUAACUGGAAAUCCACUGAAAACCUUACAGAAUGUAAUGACGGUGACAGUUGA
Molecule: messenger RNA, 441 nt
Organism: Galeopterus variegatus (Sunda flying lemur)
Lineage: Eukaryota; Metazoa; Chordata; Mammalia; Dermoptera; Cynocephalidae
Gene: CT83
Product: cancer/testis antigen 83
Exons: 3
Source: RefSeq, a predicted model, not a curated record